AGAGUCCCGGGUGCAGCCAGCCGGAGCCCUGGUGUGGGCGUACUCCGAACGUGGGAUACGCAUCUUUUCAGGACUCUCGACCACCUUUGUAGAAUCAGCAUGGGACGGCUCGGAGCGCUUGGGCUGGCGGGAGACCGGGGUUGCAGGCAGGCCGCGGCUCUGCCCUCCUCUCGGCUGAUUGACGCUUGCUGGGUCCGUAGUGGAGCCACCUCCGCGGUGACCUGGAUCAUAGGACGUACCCAGAGUCUCCCCUCAGCUACAGAGACCUGCACCGCAAUCAUAAGGAGCUCCAAACAUCGCACCCCUAACAGGGCCACGGUUCUCUGAUUCAGAGAACUGCUGAUGGGCUCGCUUUUCUCAAUCGCUGUGGUCUGAAGUUCGUAGUUAGAAGCCAGUUUAUUCACCACACACUAGCCAGAAACUGCCCUGUAAAAGUGAACACCUGACAUGGACAGUCUCCUGCUUAAAACCCUUCAGGAGCUCCCAGUGUGUUUAAUAUAAAAUCCAAACACCUUUCCAAAGCUCACACUUAAUCUCGUAUCAUUUCUUCUGCUCACACUCUUUUCAGUCACUCAAGUUUUUGUCAGUUUUUGCUUAUGCACCAAGUUCUUUCCACAUUAAGGGUUUUUCUUGGAAUAGUUGGGGUAAGGAUUCCUGAAAUAUAAGUACUACUCUUCCUCAACUUUUAACCUGGGUUAUCUUGCAGGUCUCAAAUGCCGCCUUCCUCAGCGAGCCUUUCCAUAACCUUGUUACUCUCAUAGGCAUCUUGUGUAUUUCCUUUCUUGCAUUAUAGUCUGUAAUUUUUUAUAUUUGGUUUCUCCCCCAUUAGAGACUAAUAUUUAGGAGGCCAGGGACCUACUCUGUCUUGUUUAUGGUUGUCCUCCAGUCCCUAACACAGUGCCUUGGCAUAUAGAAGAUACUUAGUAAGUUUUGAAUGAAUGAACCAAACAUCAGCUUUGUAAUCUGACCAGUUGGAGCUUGGCAUGGUUCAAGUUCACAUCUCUUGGAGAAUGAGAGGGUCAUAAUAUCUCUUGAAUCUGGAGUGUGGGCUCCUUAGGGAGAGGACAGAUCAUAAUAAUAGAUGAAGGGAUUUAUCUGUAGAACAUGUAGUGCUCACCCAAAGAGGUUACAGGACAUGGUUCCCAUCCUCAAGCAUUCAUUUAGAUUUAUGUGAAACCAAUGACUUCUCUACAGUUAUAACCUUAGCAACAAUGCAAACAAAAAGGGAAUCCCCCAAAUUAAAGUUCUUUACUACACUCUUAAGCUUUAAACGACUUUAGAAUUGAUUCCACAUGGACCACAGGGUAAGGGUUUCUGGAUCCUCCAGAGUGUGGACCCUACCAGCAUGUUUGACUCCUUCAGUUUCAUGUCAGCUGAACUGAUUUAUUCACUGUGCAUGACUGUCUAAACCUGUCUAAUCUGGUGUAGUGCCCUCUCCUCACGCCCACUCCUCACGCCCACCUAAAAUCUACUCAUCCUUUAAGCCUUCCCUGAACAUUCAGCAAGUCGUCAUUUCUUUCUACAGCAUUUGUUGGACAAAAUUUUCUAAAGCACAUUACAGAUUCUGGUAGUUCUAGAUACUCUGUCUUUUUAAAAGAAAUAUGAGAUGUGCAGAGCUGAGUCUAGCAAUGCUUUUCAUACUAGGUUGCAACCCAUUGGUGAGUUAUGACAUCCAAUUUAGUGGAUCAUGAUCAGCAAUUAAAUAAAAUUGAAAUAGGAUGAAAUACAUCAGGGCCUUGACCAUAGGAAGGCUAAAUAUUAUUUUUUGAAACUUUAUAUUUGUGUGUGCAUAUAUUGUGUCCCUCUGUAAAGUACAUUUCUUGCUGGGGUUGUCAGAAUGUUUGAGAGCCACUAGAUUAGAGGAUAGAUAUGCUAAGAUUUUACAAGUAGUGUUUUACUAAAAGACAAAUUGACAUCUUUGAAUCAGGCUAGUGACUGCCUGAGUCUUUUCAGAAAAGAAUGUUUUCCAUCUUCUUGUAUGAGAAUUCAAUGUUUAGUCUAGAUAAUUUCAAAUGAAAGUAACUCUGGCCAAUAAGAUGCCUCAGGAAUGUUUAGGGGACCUCCACCACAAAAACAAGCAGGUUUCCUGAAGAUGGAUCAGUGUUUAACAAGAAAUGAAGGAGAGUGGAGCACUUGCUGUUUUCUAAAUGGAGCUGAUUAGCACCAUGAAGGUCUUCUGUGGGCGAGCCAAUCCGACCACAGGAUCCGUGGAGUGGCUGGAGGAAGAUGAGCACUAUGAUUACCACCAGGAGAUUGCCAGAUCUUCUUAUGCUGAUAUGCUGCAUGACAAAGACAGAAAUGUAAAAUACUACCAGGGUAUCCGGGCUGCUGUGAGCAGGGUGAAGGAAAGAGGACAGAAAGCCUUGGUUCUUGACAUUGGUACCGGCACGGGACUCUUGUCGAUGAUGGCGGUCACAGCAGGUGCUGACUUCUGCUAUGCCAUCGAGGUUUUCAAGCCCAUGGCUGAUGCUGCUGUGAAGAUUGUAGAGAAAAAUGGCUUCAGUGAUAAGAUUAAGGUUAUCAACAAGCAUUCCACAGAAGUGACCAUAGGGCCAGAUGGUGACAUGCCAUGCCGUGCCAACAUCCUGAUCACAGAGCUGUUUGACACGGAACUGAUUGGGGAGGGAGCGCUGCCCUCCUAUGAGCACGCACACAGGCAUCUCGUGCAGGAAAAUUGCGAGGCAGUGCCUCACCGAGCAAACGUCUAUGCUCAGCUGGUGGAGUCCAGAAAGAUGUGGUCAUGGAACAAGCUGUUUCCCAUUCAUGUUCGGACCAGACAUGGAGAGCGGGUCAUCGUUCCCCCGCCAGAAAUGGAGAGGUGCCCUGGCGCACCCUCUGUCUAUGACAUUCAGCUGAACCAGGUGUCACCCACUGACUUCACUGUCCUCAGCGACGUGCUGCCCAUGUUCAGUGUGGACUUCAGCAAACAAGUCAGUAGCUCAUCAGCCUGCCAUAGCAGGCAGUUUGAACUUCUGGCUUCUGGCCGAGCUCAGGUGGUUCUCUCCUGGUGGGACAUUGAGAUGGACCCUGAAGGGAAGAUCAGAUGCACCAUGGCCCCCUUCUGGGCACACGCAGACCCACAGGUGCUCCAGUGGCGGGACCACUGGAUGCAGUGUGUGUACUUCCUGCCACAAGAGGAGCCGGUCGUCCAGGGCUCAGCCCUCUGCCUGGUAGCCCACCAUGAUGACUACUGUGUGUGGUACAGCCUUCAGAGGACCAGCCCAGAAAAGAAUGGGAGAGUCCACCCAAUGCGCCCCGUGUGUGACUGCCAGGCUCAUCUGCUCUGGAACCGGCCUCGCUUUGGAGAGAUCAAUGAUCCGGACAGAACUGAUCAAUAUGUCCAGGCCCUGAAGACAGUGCUGAAGCCAGACAGUGUCUGCCUGUGUGUCAGCGACGGCAGUCUGCUCUCCAUGCUGGCCUAUCACCUCGGCGCGGAGCAGGUAUUUACAGUAGAGAGUUCAGCAGCUUCUCAUAGACUGAUGAAAAAAAUCUUUAAAGCUAACCACUUGGAAGAUAAAAUUAAGGUAAUAGAGAAACGGCCGGAAUUAUUAACAUCUGCAGACUUGGAGGGUAAAAAGGUCUCUGUGCUCCUGGGUGAGCCAUUCUUCACCACCAGCCUGUUGCCGUGGCAUAAUCUGUACUUCUGGUAUGUGCGGACUGCUGUGGACCAGUACCUGGGGCCUGGUGCUGUGGUGAUGCCCCAGGCUGCCUCACUGCAUGCUGUGGUCGUGGAAUUCAGGGACCUGUGGCGGAUCCGGAGCCCCUGUGGUGACUGUGAAGGCUUCGAUGUGCACAUCAUGGAUGAUAUGAUUAAGCGUGCCCUGGACUUCAGGGAGAGCAAGGAGGCCGAGCCCCACCCACUAUGGGAGUACCCAUGCCACAGCCUCUCUGAGCCCCAGCAGAUCCUGACCUUUGAUUUUCGACAGCCAGUCCCCCUGCAGCCUGUCCGUGCUGAGGGCUCCAUCAAACUGAGGAGGCCCGGGAGGAGCCAUGGGGCCGUCCUGUGGAUGGAAUACCACCUGACCCCGGACAGCACGGUCAGCACCGGCCUCCUGAAGCCUGCAGAGGACAAGGGGGACUGUUGCUGGAACCCACACUGCAAGCAGGCCGUGUACUUCUUCAGCACCAUACUGGGCCCCAGAGCACCAUCGGGUGACCCUCAGGCAGUCAGCUAUGUCGUAGAGUUCCACCCCCACACCGGAGAUGUCACCAUGGAUUUCACACUCUCAAACACCCCAGAUGAUGGGCACUGACCCUCACUCGUUGAGAAAUAAAGUGACCUGUGGGGCUCCGGGCUCUGAA
This is a messenger RNA of Pteropus alecto (black flying fox), 4302 nucleotides long. RefSeq names its product protein arginine methyltransferase 7 (gene PRMT7). Gene Ontology annotation, biological process: peptidyl-arginine methylation. Bases 2148 to 4253 code for a protein of 701 amino acids. The record is from RefSeq and is a predicted model, not a curated record. NCBI's taxonomy places the organism in Eukaryota, Metazoa, Chordata, Mammalia, Chiroptera, Pteropodidae. The transcript has 18 exons. Gene Ontology annotation, molecular function: protein-arginine N-methyltransferase activity.